AUGGUAUACAAGGUUACCCCUGACACCAUCGUCAAAGUGUACGUGUCCGCCGAUGAAGUUAUUACAGAAGCGCUUAACUUGAGCAUGAUCAAGACUAUGGCGACUAUUCCUGUUCCUGAGGUGCGAGAAGUAAUUAUUGAUACCGAAACUGCCGUGGACUACUUGGUCAUGGAGUACCUCAACGGUCGGACGCUAGAUGGUUGUUGUAAUGGUAUCACACUCUUCUCUAAGCUUCGCAUUGCUUGGACCCUGCACAGUUACGCUGCUCAGCUUCACCUUCCGCGGGGAACCGUUCCAGGGACUCUUAAUGGCACCUUGUGCACAAGACCACUCUUCACCGAUUACGGCGCCGGCCCAUUCGUAUCUUACGACGAUUUGACGGCAUGGUUUAACCACAAACUCGACGUAUCUCAGUGGAUGAAGAAAGCGCCUCUCGAUGCUCCCUGGUUCAACAGCUUGUGGCUAGUGGUCCUCACACCAGGACUUGUGUCCCAGGAACAUUUUGUUGGGGCGCGACGGCAAAUUGCAUGUGCUGAAUUGGCAUAG
Molecule: messenger RNA, 546 nt
Organism: Suillus subaureus
Lineage: Eukaryota; Fungi; Basidiomycota; Agaricomycetes; Boletales; Suillaceae
Exons: 1
Coding region: 1-546 (181 amino acids)
Source: RefSeq, a predicted model, not a curated record